AGCACACACGUGGGGGCGUGAUUCUGUCAACACACGCAGCUACGGAAGCCUCGGUGUUUAACUAGCCAGAGAGCUAGCUUGAAGCUUCCUCAAAAUGGCCAGGUGGGAAAAGGUUGCUGCUGUCUUGAGGAAUGUUUUGAGGAGUCCUCGGUCUCUGGAGAGUUCAGCACCGCGCCGUGCUAUCGGGCCUGGCAUUUUGGGCUAUGUCAUCGGAACUGGUGUUAUCUGUUAUUACCAGUAUCAUGCAAACAACAGGACUCUGCCCUUCGCCGUUCAUGCUCACAAAUUUAAAGAACCUGCACCCCCCCAGCUGUCCGCGAGAAAGCUCCGUUUCAUCCAGUUCGCCUCGGUAGUCUAUGACCAGGAGCCCUACAUGACCCCGCGAGACUUCCUGUUUUCAGUGAUGCUGGAGAAUGUUGACCGAAAGCUGCAGAAGAGAAUUAUAUCAGAAAAGGAAGUAUAUAAGAUGUUGGUUACUGCCUCUAAAGCUCGGGCUACUAAUGAUCUGUUCCGAAACUUAGGAGACAAUGGUUUGAUAUCCUACACAGAGUAUCUGUUCCUGUUUACUGUCCUGACCAAGCCAUGCACAGGAUUUCAUAUAAUGUUCAGAAUGCUUGAUGUUGAUGGCAACGAGCAAGUGGACAAAAAGGAAUUUCUCAAGCUCAAGAAUAUCAUUGGGAAAACUAAAGUGAAAACUUCUAAGGACAGCACAGAGUUUUGUUUAAAGAAUGCAGCAGACGAAGGGGAAGGUGUGAACACGACACUGCAGGCCUACUUCUUUGGGAGGAAAGGAGAUAAGAAGUUGAAGUAUCAGGAGUUCCUGAGGUUUACAGAGGACCUACAGGCUGAAGUUCAGGAGAUGGAGUUCCUGCAGUUCUCCAGAGGUAUGGACACCAUGCGAAGAGAAGACUUUGCAGAGUGGCUGCUACACUACACCAACGAAGAAGACAACGAAGUCUACUGGGAAAACAUGAGGAAGCGGAUCCCUGCUGGCGAGAGCAUCACAUUUGAUGAGUUCAGAGCCUUCUGCCUCUUCACCAACAAUCUGGAGGAUUUUGCUCUUUCAAUGGAGAUGGCCACUGAAACCAACCGUCCUGUUGGAAUGGCCCAGUUUAAGCGAGCUGUGAAGAUCGCCACAGGUAAUGACCUGUCUGAGAAUGUGCUCGACACUGUGUUCAAACUCUUUGAUACAGACGGAGACAACCGCCUGAGCCAUAAAGAGUUCAUGGCCGUGAUGAAAGAGAGAGUACAGCGAGGUCUCAAGGUGCAGCCUGAGGUUGGCUUCUCAGGCUUCUGGAGGUGUGUGAAGCGAGAGACCCUGAAGGGAGCUCAGGAGGCGCUGGGAGACAACAGGCGUCCUAUCUGAACCACCGUGAUGCCCCAGGACGUCUGCUAGAUGGCCACUCGUACUACUGUUCACGUUUAUGUACUGUAUACCUUAGAAUCAAAUAAGUGGUGUGAAGAUUAUAUACAUAAAGCAAGGGAUUUACACCAUCUUGUGUGCAAAUGUUUACCAAUCACCAAAUCUAUGGCUGAUAUUAGUGUACUUAGCUAACUGUGGUUGUGGUGUUUCCAGUGACAAUCCUUUUUUUUUUUUUUUUUUUUUGGUGCAGUUUGCUUUCCUUUUGUUUACCAAGUCAUGCAUUUUAUAUUCACAAGAACUGCAAAUAUUCUGCAAUCCACACUGUCACUCCUGCCUUGAGUUUUCACAUAACUGGUUAACUGUGGUUAAUGCUGUUAAUUACAUGUUUUCCAGGGGCUUUUCUAACACACUACCAGUCAAAGGUUUGGGUACUUUCCCACUGAACUGAUAGGGAAAGUGUGUCCAGACCUUUGACUGCUAGUGUACCUGAUGUGGGUUUUUCAUAUUUUUUAAUCAAAGUAUUUAUCACAGUUUUAUAAAAAUGCCAAUGUUUGUGCUGCACACUUAAUGUUCAAGCGAUUCAAAUCAGUAGAAAAGGAAUAAACCAGAAUAUUGAUUUUGUGA
Molecule: messenger RNA, 1987 nt
Organism: Monopterus albus (swamp eel)
Lineage: Eukaryota; Metazoa; Chordata; Actinopteri; Synbranchiformes; Synbranchidae
Gene: micu2
Product: mitochondrial calcium uptake 2
Exons: 12
Coding region: 95-1366 (423 amino acids)
Biological process (GO): mitochondrial calcium ion homeostasis; calcium import into the mitochondrion
Cellular component (GO): uniplex complex
Molecular function (GO): calcium ion binding
Source: RefSeq, a predicted model, not a curated record